This is a messenger RNA of Fusarium musae, 2178 nucleotides long. RefSeq lists its product as uncharacterized. The record is from RefSeq and is a predicted model, not a curated record. The coding region runs from base 1 to 2178 and encodes 725 amino acids. Gene Ontology annotation, molecular function: ATP hydrolysis activity. The transcript has a single exon. NCBI's taxonomy places the organism in Eukaryota, Fungi, Ascomycota, Sordariomycetes, Hypocreales, Nectriaceae.
AUGAAGUCCAUCUCGCAUGCUUUAGACGAUAUUUCGGAAAGGCUCAACAACUUGAAGUUGAGAGAGACCGACCUCAUCAAAGCCAAAGGCCGAGAUGGCCAAAGUCGAGAAUCUGUCUUUUCUGAUGAUCAGAUAGAGGCUUUGAGUCAAUCAGUCAGAGAAAUUCUGACUAUUGAACGAAACGUUUCGGCACAGCAUGCAAUCAUCAAGACCGUGCGCUACGAUUCUUGGCCUAUGCGGCAUGACACGAUUCACGAAGCACACAGAGAGACUUUUCAAUGGGCGUUUAAAUCAAAAGUCGCAAGUUGGUUACUUAAAGGAGACGGUAUCUUCUGGAUUUCCGGCAAACCUGGCUCUGGGAAGUCAACACUGAUGAAGUUUAUUGCCGACCAUCGAAAUACUAGAAGAUAUCUAGAAAAGUGGGCUUACCCUCAACCCAUCGUCACCGCGUCGCAUUAUUUCUGGGCGGCCGGAACCCCAAUGCAAAAGUCCCUGCAGGGUCUUUACCGAUCUUUGCUCUACGACAUCUUUCGGAGACUGCCGUCGUGUAUCCCUAUUGCCACCCCAGAACGAUGGGCCACCGUCUUGUACGCCUCUCAGGAAAGGCUACUUGAUCACGACGAACCAUGGAACUUGGCAGAACUGUCGGCGGCUCUGCAGAACUUGGCGAAAUCUAGGGAUCUUCCUGCAAAGGUAUGCAUCUGUGUCGACGGUAUGGACGAGUUCGACGGCGACAUGCUGGAGCUUUGCGAGAUUCUCAAAGCAUUCUCUCGUUCAUCACACAUUAAGCUUUGUCUAUCUAGUCGUCCAUGGAACGUUUUCAAGGACGCGUUUGGAUCAGAGCUAUCGAAACUGAUAUACAUACACGAACUAACACACAACGACAUUCACAAUUUUGCACGAGACGAGCUGCAAAGUCAUCCGCGGUGGAUCACAAGUACUUGUGGAACGGACGCAUUAGAGAGAGAGGCGCUUAUUGAAGCCGUCGCUAUCCGCGCGGAAGGUGUUUUCCUUUGGGCAUUUCUCGUUACUAAGUCGCUGAGAGAGGGUCUAUCCAAUGACGACACUAUUUCGGACAUGCAAGAGCGACUGGACAGCCUGCCGAGGAGUCUCGAGGACCUUUUCAAGCACAUUCUGGAAACCGUGGACCCGAUUUACCAUCCUAAAAUGGCUGGUAUGUUGAGGGUUACUGCACAAGCGGUAAACCCUUUGCUACUCGACCAUUACUGGCAUUAUGAAAAGGGAUUUGAGAAACUUCAGUACGCCAUUCUAUGCCCGAUAUACCCUUAUUCCCACGGGCAGAUCUUGACGCUGCGGGAACAAGCCGGCAGGAGGAUUAAUGCCAUGACAAAGGGCCUGCUCGAAGUGAGGAAUGGACGUGUCGAGUUUCUUCAUCGGACAGUGAAGGAUUAUCUGGGCACUAAGGAGGGAAGCAACUAUAUCGAUGAGCGCAUAAGGCCCAAACAUAGCAUCUGGCUAUCAAUCCUGGGAGCAUUCCUCGCCCACAUGAAAACCACGACAUACGCCACUACUCAAUUGGCAGGAAUCGUCAGACACGCUGCAGGACAAAACACGGGCCAGUGUAUCCGGGAUCUCCACGAAGCAUUCUUAUAUGCAACAUUAGCAGCGCGAGCGCCAGACGAUGGCAGUCAGGUUGUGAAAUAUUUGGACGAGUAUGAAAGAUCACUCCAAUACAUGCAAGAGACAUCCCAAGUUACUGUGGACGCAUUAACGCCAUACGAUCGAAGACUGCCAUUUAGAGAAGAGCUACUGAAGCACAAUCUCCCCUUCUACCUCGAGAAAAAGCUUGAGCAUGACCCCGACUAUUUCGAAAUAUUCGACAGAUCACCACUAUUCGCCGCGUUGAUGCCCAUUGUUCCAUGUCCGUUACCGGAGCGGCCCGAUCCUUGCAUACGCAUGGUUGAGAUUCUGCUUCAGAAGGGGAUUGAUCCGAAUGAUCCGAUGACAACAGGCAAAACCUUCAAGCCUCUUUCGCCGCUGCAAUUAUUCAUCAGCCGAGAACUUGAACACACAGAAGGCUAUAACAGCUUGGUUGCUCUUCUCGAAUCAUAUAGCAUAAAUCGUCAGCUCAAGACUACAUUGAAGCCUAAGAAGUUUGAGGAAGCCAAGCGAAAGAGUGAGGGAAAAUCUAAACAUCGGGUAAAGAGACGUAAGUGA